GCAGCGGCUGGUCAGGGUAGUCUUUCUUCCAUUCCUGUGCUUUUGACACUUUUCGCAGAGUAGUUGGGGUAGGCCGGGGUGGAGCUGGGGUGAAUCCGAGUCUGGGUAGAGAGACUUGUCAAGAUGACAGAGGAAAGGGGAAAGGAAAAACCGGGGUGCCUUUUGAAAUUGGGUUCCAGAGGUUACUCUUGGCUGACGCUGACCCUGUCCUGUUGGACAUUCUUGCUUUACUACAUUAAUUGCUAUUUGUGUCCUUUGGGGGGUUGGACCCGGAGGUCGCUUCUCCCUGGACAGAAAGUCCUUCGUAUCCUGAGGUCUUUGGAGAAGGCUUUACCUUUUGCGUGUGGGAUAGAGAAGGCUCGGCAGCCUCUGACUUUUCCCAGUCUCUGGGAGGGCAUUUAAAUUUCGGCUUAGUCCAUUUCUGACAGCCGGAGACCGACUCAGAUGUUCGUCCCGCCCGCCAAUCCCCGGCGGAGAUUCCAACUUGCCCCUGUUCCUUUUAAGAAGUUGCCAUUAGGCUUUAAAAAUAGUGAUAAUAGUAAAAUUUAAACCUGACCUCCACGGUAUUAGGACUUGGUGCUGGGCUAGCGCAGUGACGGAAGGCAAAACUGGGGCAGGGAUGUGACCGAUUCGUUGGGGGAAACCAGGGGGAAUCCUCACAUUCCGGAUUGGGAUCUGCGGGUAUCCCCGCGCCCCGGAAUUGUAGGAAGACUGCGGUGAAUCGUGAUCUGGGGCUGUUCCGUAACAGCUGCUACCCUCGGCGGGAGAGGGAAGACGCCCCGCUCAGGGUGCUGAAUCGCUGCGGGGUCUCUGGCGCAGUGGCGUCGCGGUAUAGAGUGUAGAAGGGAGGUGUCCCUGUUAUUAUUUGACACCCCCUCCCCUUUUAUUUGGCCAGGCUUGUUAAAGCGGGAGGCUGAGCUCGCCCCUCUAAGCCAGCAAUCGGAAAGGAAAGCCGGCAGAGGAAGGAAGGGGCGCGCGCUGGGGGUGGAGAAAGAGGAGGGCGGAGAGGGGCGGCGGCGCCGGCUGGGUAGGAGCGCGGCGACGGCGCAAGUGGGGACCCGGACCGGGUUGGCGGCGCAGAGAGCUGGUGCGGGAGGGAGCCUAGCACCACCGCGGCGCCUCUCGCCUUUCUCCUUCAGGUGGCGCAAAACUUUGCGCCUUGGCUUUUGGCAGGCUGUAUUCCCUACAGUCGCCUCCCUCAGCCUCUGAAGGAGGCCAAGGCCUAUGGCGAUUCCUGGGCGUCUGCAGGGCUAAGUCCCUGCUCCAAGGAGGCGGGGACUCGGAGCAGCUGCUAGUCCGAUACAGCCGCCACGAUGCCCCUCAACGUGAGCUUCGCCAACAGGAACUAUGACCUCGACUACGACUCGGUGCAGCCCUAUUUCAUCUGCGACGAGGAAGAGAAUUUCUAUCACCAGCAACAGCAGAGCGAGCUGCAGCCGCCCGCGCCCAGCGAGGAUAUCUGGAAGAAAUUCGAGCUGCUGCCCACCCCGCCCCUGUCCCCCAGCCGCCGCUCGGGGCUCUGCUCUCCAUCCUAUGUUGCGGUCGCUGCGUCCUUCUCCCCAAGGGAGGACGACGAUGGUGGCGGCGGCAACUUUUCCACCGCCGAUCAGCUGGAGAUGGUGACCGAGCUGCUUGGAGGAGACAUGGUGAACCAGAGCUUCAUCUGCGAUCCUGACGACGAGACCUUCAUCAAGAACAUCAUCAUCCAGGACUGUAUGUGGAGCGGCUUCUCGGCUGCCGCCAAGCUGGUCUCAGAGAAGCUGGCUUCUUACCAGGCUGCGCGCAAAGACAGCGCCAGCCCGAGCCCCGCCCGCGGGCACAGCGGCUGCUCCACCUCUAGCCUGUACCUGCAGGACCUCACCGCCGCCGCGUCCGAGUGCAUUGACCCUUCGGUGGUCUUCCCCUACCCGCUCAACGACAGCAGCUCGCCCAAGUCCUGUACCUCGUCCGACUCCACAGCCUUCUCUCCUUCCUCGGACUCGCUGCUGUCCUCCGAGUCCUCCCCACAGGCUAGCCCGGAGCCCCUAGUGCUGCAUGAGGAGACACCGCCCACCACCAGCAGCGACUCUGAGGAAGAACAAGAAGAUGAAGAAAUUGAUGUGGUGUCUGUGGAAAAGAGGCAGCCCCCUGCCAAGAGGUCCGAAUCAGGGUCAUCCCCAUCAGGAGGCCACAGCAAACCUCCACACAGCCCACUGGUCCUCAAGAGGUGCCAUGUCUCCACUCAUCAGCACAAUUAUGCAGCGCCCCCCUCCACGAGGAAGGACUAUCCAGCUGCCAAGAGGGCCAAGUUGGACAGUGGCAGGGUCCUGAAACAGAUCAGCAACAACCGCAAAUGUGCCAGCCCCAGGUCCUCAGACACCGAGGAGAACGACAAGAGGCGGACACACAACGUCUUGGAACGUCAGCGGAGAAACGAGCUCAAGCGCAGCUUUUUUGCCCUGCGUGACCAGAUCCCGGAGUUGGAAAACAAUGAAAAGGCCCCCAAGGUAGUUAUCCUCAAAAAAGCCACCGCCUACAUCCUGUCCAUCCAAGCGGAGGAACACAAGCUCAUCUCAGAAAAGGACUUACUGAGGAAGCGGCGAGAACAGUUGAAACACAAACUCGAGCAGCUUCGAAACUCUGGUGCGUGAACUGACCUCGCGCGUGCGCGAGGAGGAGCUGGGAUCGCUCGUGUAUUCUCACUCCUUACUCAGGGAGAGUAAGGAGAACGGUUCCUUCUCUUAGAACUGAUGCGCUGGACUUGAAAUGCAUGCUCAAAGCCUAACCUCACAACCUUGGCUGGGGCUUUGGGACUGUAAGCUUCAGCCAUAAUGUUAACUGCCUCAAACUCUAGGCAUAAAAGAACUUUUUUUUAUGCUUCCCAUCAUUUUUCUUUUCCUUUAACAGAUUUGUAUUUAAUUGUUUUUAAGAAAAAAAAAUCUUAAAGUUUACCCACUUUUCCCAUGUAAAUAGGGUCCUUAAAUGUAAAUAACUUUAAUAAAACGUUUAUAACAGUUAUACAAGA
Molecule: messenger RNA, 3004 nt
Organism: Peromyscus leucopus (white-footed mouse)
Lineage: Eukaryota; Metazoa; Chordata; Mammalia; Rodentia; Cricetidae
Gene: Myc
Product: MYC proto-oncogene, bHLH transcription factor
Exons: 3
Coding region: 1314-2630 (438 amino acids)
Biological process (GO): positive regulation of cell population proliferation; regulation of transcription by RNA polymerase II
Molecular function (GO): DNA-binding transcription factor activity, RNA polymerase II-specific; RNA polymerase II cis-regulatory region sequence-specific DNA binding; protein dimerization activity
Source: RefSeq, a predicted model, not a curated record